AUGAAGUGUCACGGUGACGUUACUGGUAACUGGGAUUUUUUCAAGGAGCAAUGGAGUGACUUUGAAACAGCAACAGGCCUCGAUAAGCGAGAGGAAUCGGUCCGUUUAGCGACUUUGCGUUCAUCGAUGGGCAGAGAGUGUCUUCAGAUCUUACUCAACCUAAAUCUUCCAGAGGACGAUAAGAAGAAAAUCGACAAAUGUUCAGAAGCUUUAGAAAGCUACUUCAAACCUAGCAGAAAUUUGGUUUACGAACGAAAGCCAUACAGAUGUGCGCUACGAGAAAAAAUCAGAUCACGUCUUUCAAGUCUAUGUCAAGCAUUACAGACACUAACAUGUAAAGUUACUGGAUUAGGUCUGGCUGAUAUUCAGAUCACCGAUGACGGUGUUGCCAGUUUAUGUCAAGCAUUACAGACACCAACAUGUAAAGUCACCGACCUUGGUCUGGAAGAUAAUCAGAUCACCGAUGCCGGUGUUGCCAGUCUAUGUGAAGCAUUACAGACACCAACAUGUAAAGUCACCAUGCUUUAUCUGGGUCGUAAUCAAAUCACUGAUGCCGGUGCUGCCAGUCUCUGUCAAGCAUUACAGACACCAACAUGUAAAGUCACCGACCUUGAUCUGGCUGGUAAUCAGAUCACCGAUGCCGGUGUUGCCAGUCUAUGUCAAGCAUUACAGACACCAACAUGUAAAGUCACCGACCUUGAUCUGGUUGGUAAUCAGAUCACCGAUGCCGGUGUUGCCAGUCUACGUCAAGCAUCACAACCAGCAGCAUCAUUACAGACACCAACGUGUGAAGUCACCAAACUUAAUCUGAGUGCUAAUCAGAUCACCGAUGCCGGUGUUGCCAGUCUAUGUCAAGCAUUACUUGCACCAUCAUGUGAAGUCACCUUACUUAGUCUGGCUGCUAAUCAGAUCACCGAUGCCGGUGUUGCCAGUCUAAGUCAAGCAUUACAGACACCAACAUGUAAAGUCAGCACACUUUAUCUAGGUUGUAAUCAGAUCACCGAUGCCGGUGUUGCCAGUCUAUGUGAAGCAUUACAGACACCAACAUGUAAAGUCACAACCCUUUUUCUGAAUGAAAAUCAGAUUACCGAUGCCGGUGUUGCCAGUCUAUGUCAAGCAUUGCAGACACCAACAUGUAAAGUCACCGAUCUUAAUCUGAAAGAUAAUCAGGUCACUGAUACCGGUGUUGUUAGUCUAUGUCAAGCAUUACAGACACCAACAUGUAAAGUCACCAUGGUUAAUCUGGGAGAUAACCAGAUCACCAAUGCCGGUGUUGCCAGUCUAUGUCAAGCAUUACAGACACCAACAUGUAGAGUCACCACACUUCAUCUGGAUUCUAAUCAGAUCACCGAUACCGGUGUUGCCAGUCUAUGUCAAGCAUUACAGACACCAACAUGUAAAGUCACCGACCUUAGUCUGGAAGAUAAUCAGAUCACCGAUGCCGGUGUUGCCAGUCUAUGUGAAGCAUUACAGACACCAACAUGUAAAGUCACAAACCUUUCCCUGAAUAAAAAUCAGAUCACCGAUGCCGGUGUUUCCAGUCUAUGUCAAGCAUUACAGACACUAACAUGUAAAGUUACCGGAUUAGGUCUGGCUGAUAUUCAGAUCACCGAUUACGGUGUUGCCAGUCUAUGUCAAGCAUUACAGACACCAACAUGUAAAGUCACCGACCUUGGUCUGGAAGAUAAUCAGAUCACCGAUGCCGGUGUUGCCAGUCUAUGUCAAGCAUUACAGACACCAACAUGUAAAGUCACCGACCUUGAACUGGUUGGUAAUCAGAUCACCGAUGCCGGUGUUGCCAGUCUACGUCAAGCAUCACAAACAGCAGCAUGUAAAGUCCUCUAUUAAUCUAAGUGAAAGUCACGUCACAGACGCCGGUGAGAACCGUCUAAUGUAUAUUUUCGAAAAAACCCGUCAUAUCUACAUUUUUUGUGAUAGAGAAGAGAUUGAGUAAUAGUUCUAGUUUUGGAAAAGAUAUACGAAAGUUCAAAGGCACAGGGUAGACAAAUACAAUGCAAUAGAGAACGCUUAAACGCUGUAAACGCAUUAUCUUUUUGUUGUUCUUAAAAUGCAUUUAUCACUUAAUAAUUGUAUAAAUUAUAGAUUUUCAUUGAGAAAUCACAAGAUUUCGAGUAAAAUUUGGGAUCAAUUAGCACGAGUGAACUGUUCAAAGGCUAACAAAAUUGCACGAGCCCGUAAGGCGAGUGAAAUUUGUCUUCCUUGGAAAAUAUACGAGUGCUUGCCUUUGUGCUGUUGUUGGAAUAGUCAGGGUUUCCCAGCGAGAGGUUGUUUCGAGCUUUUAAACGUCCUGUCACGAAAAAUCGAGCGUUCGCUUCCUUUGUCAGUUAGUUAUAGCUUGAUAGUAAUCUUUCCCGGCUCUCUGGCGAACUGUUGCAUAAGCUUUAUUAUGCCUAUUCAGCUUUUUUAAUCCAUUAUGAGGGUAAUGAUUGUGUUUGAUGUUUUUACUCCUAGUUCUAUUAAAAAAUUGUGAAAUG
Molecule: messenger RNA, 2495 nt
Organism: Pocillopora damicornis (cauliflower coral)
Lineage: Eukaryota; Metazoa; Cnidaria; Anthozoa; Scleractinia; Pocilloporidae
Product: ribonuclease inhibitor-like
Source: RefSeq, a predicted model, not a curated record